Messenger RNA from Orcinus orca (killer whale), 3400 nucleotides. It is a transcript of the gene SLC5A1, whose product is annotated as solute carrier family 5 member 1. The coding region runs from base 1272 to 3260 and encodes 662 amino acids. Gene Ontology annotation, biological process: transmembrane transport; sodium ion transport. Lineage: Eukaryota; Metazoa; Chordata; Mammalia; Artiodactyla; Delphinidae. Gene Ontology annotation, cellular component: plasma membrane. The transcript has 15 exons. Gene Ontology annotation, molecular function: D-glucose:sodium symporter activity. The record is from RefSeq and is a predicted model, not a curated record.
AGUGGGGACAAACAAGCACUGAAGAGGCAGGAGGGCAGUGGCCCUCAGAGGCAACAAGGUGCAAAGGAAUGGGCUGCUUGACUUUAAGCAGUGGAUGGAUGUCUGGUGGUGGGCAGGGAGGGCCUGAGGCAGAAUAGCAUCCUGGCGGGUUUGGAUGGUCCUUCCCCCUCCCUCACCUCAUCACCUAGCAAGGGUCCCCUCUCCAAAGUGGCUGCUCUGGGGCCUCCAGCACCAGCCCCUGAGAGCAUCCCAACCCUCCUCUGAACUAGGGCUGCCUUGGUCUGGGCUGCAUGGUCACCUCUGUCACUGGCUCACUGUGUGACCUUUGGUGAGUUGUGCCUCUUCUCACAGUCAUCUCUCUUCUGAGCCUUGACUUCCAAAUUAGACAUGUGUUUCCAGAUGGGUAGGCUGAGCCCCCAGAAAGGGCUAGGGUUUGAUGAGUUCCUUGGAAGGGAUUCUGUAGUAUCUUUCCUCCCUCCCACCUGCCUUGGAAGGGCCCCAAAUAACAUUACUGGGUGAGGCACAGGGCAAGGAAAUAGCUCCCAGGGGGAUCCUUUUCCCCAGUCUCAGUUCCUUCUUCCUUACAGCUGGGGUAACAGUGCCCCUUGGCGCUGCAGGCUGUAGAGGGAGAGGCAGAAAGGUGGAUGGGUGAGUGGUCAUCCCACUCACCCAUGAGUGGCCAAGAUACUGCCAUCAUGCUGAAUUUUCUUCCAGCAACAUCCAGCAACUUCUGGUUCUCACCAGAAUGUUCUCCAUGGAGGCCAAGAACUUGGCUGAUUCCUGGAACAGUCCCGCACUCAUUUUACACAUGGAGAAGCCAGGUCCACAGAGAAUACAAGAUUGGUCCAACAGCAGGUGGCAGGUGAUCUGAAGCUUCUAGGCCCCCAGCACCAGGAAGCCUGGCUCCUCAAUGGAGCCGCUGGAGCCCUGGCCUGGGUGUUGCCACACAGCAGCCCAGGUGAAGCUGCCCCGUGCCCAGUGCCGGUGCGGGAGCACAGUGGGCCUUUGUGCUAGGAGGGCACCACUCCCUGGCCGGCCCCACCCCACUUGAGGGAGAGUGCUUAUCUACCCGCCCACCUCACCGCCAAAGCUCUGCCAGCUCCUCCUUGUUGUGCACUCAGAGCUGCUCCCCGACGGCGCAGCGCUGGGGCUCCUGCAAGACAGCACUGCUGCCAGACUUCACGGGUCCCCUCCCUGGGACUGAUCAUUAACCCGGAGACCAUAUAAGGAGCGAACGGCCUGGGCUGGAGGGACGCAUUGCGGCCGCCGUCAUGGACAGUAGUACCUGGAGCCCUGCGACCUCUGCCACCGCCGAGCCCCUCAAGGCCUAUGAGCGCAUCCGCAAUGCGGCCGACAUCUCUGUCAUUGUUGUCUACUUCGUGGUGGUGAUGGCUGUCGGGCUGUGGGCCAUGUUUUCCACUAAUCGUGGGACUGUUGGAGGCUUCUUCCUGGCAGGACGAAGUAUGGUGUGGUGGCCGAUUGGAGCCUCUCUGUUCGCCAGUAACAUCGGAAGCGGCCACUUUGUGGGACUGGCGGGAACGGGAGCAGCUGCAGGCAUCGCCACUGGGGGCUUUGAAUGGAACGCCCUUUUUUUGGUGGUUCUGCUGGGCUGGGUGUUUGUCCCCAUUUACAUUAAGGCAGGGGUGGUGACGAUGCCAGAGUACCUGCGGAAGCGAUUUGGAGGCAAGCGGAUCCAGGUCUACCUCUCUGUUCUGUCCCUGUUGCUGUACAUUUUCACCAAGAUCUCGGCAGACAUCUUCUCUGGGGCCAUAUUCAUCAACCUGGCCUUGGGCCUGAAUCUGUACCUGGCCAUCUUUAUCUUACUGGUAAUCACUGCCCUUUACACAAUCACAGGGGGCCUGGCGGCUGUGAUUUACACGGACACCUUGCAGACGGUGAUCAUGCUGGUGGGGUCUUUUAUCCUGACUGGGUUUGCUUUUCACGAAGUGGGAGGGUAUGAUGCCUUCAUGACGAAAUACAUGAAUGCCAUUCCAACUGUGAUUUCUGAUGGAAACACCACCAUCAAGAAAGAAUGCUACACCCCAAGGGCUGACUCCUUCCACAUCUUCCGAGAUCCUCUCAAGGGAGACCUGCCAUGGCCUGGGCUCAUCUUUGGGUUGUCCAUCCUCGCCCUGUGGUACUGGUGCACAGAUCAGGUCAUUGUGCAGCGGUGCCUCUCGGCCAAAAACAUGUCACACGUGAAGGCUGGCUGCAUCAUGUGUGGGUACCUGAAGCUGCUGCCCAUGUUCCUCAUGGUGAUGCCAGGGAUGAUCAGCCGCAUCCUAUACACAGAAAAAAUUGCCUGCACUGUGCCCUCGGAGUGUGAGAAAUAUUGCGGCACCAAGGUUGGCUGUACCAACAUGGCCUACCCGACCUUGGUGGUGGAGCUCAUGCCCAAUGGACUUCGAGGCCUGAUGCUGUCAGUCAUGUUGGCCUCUCUCAUGAGCUCCCUGACCUCCAUCUUCAACAGUGCCAGCACCCUCUUCACUAUGGACAUCUACACCAAGAUCCGGAAGAGAGCAUCUGAGAAAGAGCUCAUGAUUGCAGGAAGGUUGUUCAUGCUGGUGCUGAUUGGCAUCAGCAUUGCCUGGGUCCCCAUUGUGCAGUCAGCACAAAGUGGGCAGCUCUUUGAUUACAUCCAGUCCAUCACCAGUUACUUGGGACCACCCAUUGCAGCUGUCUUCCUGCUUGCUAUUUUCUGCAAGAGAGUCAAUGAGCAGGGAGCCUUUUGGGGACUGAUCAUUGGAUUUGUGAUUGGGGUGUCCCGUAUGAUUGCUGAGUUUGCCUAUGGAACUGGGAGCUGCAUGGAGCCCAGCAACUGUCCCACAAUUAUCUGUGGUGUACACUACUUGUACUUUGCCAUCAUCCUCUUUGUCAUUUCUCUCAUCAUCAUCCUGGCUGUCUCCCUCUUCACCAAGCCCAUUCCAGAUGUGCAUCUCUACCGCCUGUGCUGGAGCCUGCGUAACAGCAAAGAGGAGCGUAUUGACCUGGAUGCAGAAGAGGAGGACAUUCAAGAAACCUCAGAGGAGACCAUUGAAACAGAAGUUCCUGAGGAGAAAAAAGGAUGCUUCAGGCGGGCCUAUGACCUGUUUUGUGGUCUGGACCAGCAGAAGGGUCCCAAAAUGACAAAGGAAGAGGAGGCAGCCAUGAAGCUGAAGAUGACAGACACCUCGGAGAAGCCUUUGUGGAGGACGAUAGUGAACAUCAAUGGCAUUAUCCUGCUGACCGUGGCCGUUUUCUGUCAUGGGUAUUUUGCCUGAGUCCUGCCUUCUGCUGCAGGCUGUGCUUGUGAAGGCUGGGAUCUUUAUUCUGUCUCCUUUUAAUCCCGUUCUGCAGUGUUGAAGGGACACCAGCUAGUUGUAAAAUUUGCCCAGUUGAUAAAUGUGUACAUUUGUAAUUA